GGGAAAUGCCUAAGAAGCAGGGAGAGCGCGUGGGCGUAGCUCAGGAGAUAGACACCCUGGAGGAGAAGCUGUCCCAGUGCAGAGAGAACUUGGAAGAGUUGGAUUUUAAGCUACGGAGAGAACAACUGACUCCUGAGGGAAGAAAGUCACUGGAAAGAGAGAGAAAUCUGCGCAACCAAGCUGAAAAUUAUGAGGAAGAACUGAAAGCGCUUCGCCAUGAAAACCCCAAGAACGCAGCCCUCUCAGUGGCCCUCGUGCUGCUGCUUGUCGUUAUUUACACUUGCUGGACGAUGUAGCA
Messenger RNA from Lacerta agilis (Sand lizard), 298 nucleotides. RefSeq names its product coiled-coil domain-containing protein 167-like. NCBI's taxonomy places the organism in Eukaryota, Metazoa, Chordata, Lepidosauria, Squamata, Lacertidae. The record is from RefSeq and is a predicted model, not a curated record.